This is a messenger RNA of Melospiza georgiana, 1787 nucleotides long. It is a transcript of the gene RFC3, whose product is annotated as replication factor C subunit 3. Bases 26 to 1096 code for a protein of 356 amino acids. Gene Ontology annotation, molecular function: DNA binding; ATP hydrolysis activity; DNA clamp loader activity. Gene Ontology annotation, biological process: DNA repair; DNA-templated DNA replication. The record is from RefSeq and is a predicted model, not a curated record. Gene Ontology annotation, cellular component: DNA replication factor C complex; nucleus. NCBI's taxonomy places the organism in Eukaryota, Metazoa, Chordata, Aves, Passeriformes, Passerellidae. The transcript is spliced from 9 exons.
CCGGCCCGCGCGCUUCGGGAGCGCCAUGAGCCUGUGGGCGGACAAGCACCGGCCCGGCGCCCUCGGCCGCCUCGACUUCCACCGCGAGCAGGCGGCGCGGCUCCGCAACCUGGUUCAAUGUGGUGACUUUCCUCAUCUGUUGGUGUAUGGACCAUCAGGAGCUGGAAAAAAGACAAGAAUAAUGUGUUUGUUAAGGGAAUUAUAUGGUGCCGGAGUGGAGAAACUGAGGAUUGAGCAUCAGAGCAUAACGGCACCUUCUAAGAAGAAGAUUGAAAUUAGCACCAUUGCAAGUAAUUAUCACCUUGAAGUUAACCCAAGUGAUGCAGGAAACAAUGACCGUGUAGUAAUUCAGGAGCUCUUGAAGACAGUGGCACAGUCCCAGCAGCUUGAGACUAGUACUCAACGAGAUUUUAAAGUGGUGCUGUUAACAGAAGUUGACAAACUUACUAAAGAGGCUCAGCAUGCUUUGCGAAGAACAAUGGAGAAGUACAUGGCAACCUGCAGGUUGAUCCUGUGCUGCAACUCAAUGUCAAAAAUUAUAGGGCCUAUUCAAAGCAGAUGCCUGGCUGUACGAGUGCCUGCUCCCAGCAUUGAAGAUAUCUGCCAUGUCUUGUCUAGUGUGUGUAAGAAAGAAGGCCUGACUCUUCCUCAGGAGCUGGCUCAAAGGAUUGCAGAGAAAUCUGGCAGGAAUCUUCGGAAAGCACUCCUUAUGUGUGAGUCCUGCAGAGUACAACAGUAUCCUUUUACUGCUGAUCAAGACAUUCCUGAGAUGGACUGGGAAAUUUAUUUGAGAGAAACUGCAAAUGCUAUUGUUGGUCAACAGACACCACAGAGGCUUUUAGAAGUCCGUGGGCGGCUUUAUGAACUCCUGACACACUGCAUCCCUCCUGAGAUUAUAAUGAAGGGUCUUUUGACAGAACUUCUAAAUAAUUGUGAUGGACAACUGAAAGGAGAAGUGGCACAGAUGGCAGCCUUCUAUGAACAUCGCUUGCAACUGGGCAGCAAAGCCAUUUAUCAUCUGGAAGCAUUUGUUGCAAAGUUUAUGGCAAUUUACAAGAAGUUCAUGGAGGAUGGGCUGGAUGACAUAAUGUUCUAACUGAUGCCCAAAGUUGUACACAGAAUGUUGUGUCAAGAUACCAAUGGUGUUGCAAAUGUCUAGUUUUCUGUGCUUGAUUACAUAUGGGUCUACUUCUAAGUCAAAUAUUUUUGUUUGGCUAUUUAAUAAAACAAUGUUUGUUCAGCUUUAGAAACCAGAUGGAUUUUUUGACAGCCACAAAUCCAUCUUUAGAGCCAUACAAAAUACAUUGGCCUUUCAGAAAGACAACACAUUGCCUUUGAAGAUGUGCAAGAUCAGAGCUGCUUUGCAGUAUUUUUAAGCUGACAUUAAGAAGAGAGAACACAGGUGCUGUGUGCUUGGUUUUUGUUUGUUAAUCACAGAUGGGUGAGGCUGAAGGAAAAAGAUGUUUUUUCCGUGUUCUGCCAAGUUCCACCUUGAACAUACAUGUUCUGCCUUCUGAUCUAUACAUCUUAGUGUUUGUCUGGCUUCUUUUUUAUAGCCUGAGUGUUUUCUGUGGUGUGCUCACACCAAAUGUUUUCUUUUUUUUUUUUCAUUGUAAGCAGUCGCAUUGAAAUUGUGGAGGAGCAAUACUUUGGUGUUGCUUGUAAAUCACAUGUAACACGUUUAGAAGGAUUAUACCUUCAAAAAGCAUGUUUUUCAGCUUUCAACAAGUAUUUUUUACCUUUUAAACUGAUAUAUGACCUUUUUAAAAUGUGAAAAUAAAUUGUAG